AUGAAGACAUUCAACCUCAACUCGGAAGAAAACUCGAAGCUCGUCGCAUCCGACAGUCUCAAGUACACCCUCUCCUACUUCCCCCUCCAUUUCGCAGGAACCAACGCCCGUGCCAUCCUCGCCUACGCUGGCGCCGCCUGGACCCCCCUCUACGUCAACUGGGGAGUGGACAAGCCCAAUAUGCCCUUUGAGGUCCUCCCUCUCCUGACCAUCAUCCACCCCGACGGCAAGGAACUGAUACUCGCCGAAAACAACGCCAUCGACAUCUUCCUCGCAAAGCAAUUCGGCCUCCACGGUCGCAACGCCUGGGAAGAAGCCCUCAUCAACGCCUUCUACUCCUCCUCAAACAGCAUGUUCUUCCAAGAGAUCAUGAACUCGUUCUUUUGGGAGUCCUGCGGGAAAUCUGAGGAGGAAAAGUCAAAGUAUUUGGACGAUUUCUUGAACAAGACGUUGGCGAGUUGGGGACGGAUCCAUGAGGCUCAUUUGGUGAAUAAUCAGUCGAAUGGGCAUUAUGUCGGUGACAGGACAACGCUGGCAGAUAUCCGAACCACGACCAUGCUUGACGCGCUCGAGAAGAUCAUCGGCCCCGACCGCGUCGCAACCAUCAUCAACACCAACAAGACUCCCAACAUUCUCAAACUCCGCGCCAACAUCGAAUCCAACCCAACCUACAAGGCCUGGGUCUCUUCGGACGAGUACAAGAAGUUGUCCGUUAACUCUACCGGGUUUGUCAAGGAUCAUUAUCCGGAGCUUCUUCCUUCUUCUUGA
Molecule: messenger RNA, 768 nt
Organism: Linnemannia hyalina
Lineage: Eukaryota; Fungi; Mortierellomycota; Mortierellomycetes; Mortierellales; Mortierellaceae
Source: the annotation of a GenBank genome assembly